AGUGCAACAACAAAAAUAGACCAAACCCACAUUUACGCAUGCUUGUUGUUUAAUGUUUACUUCUUGGGCUCCUGGUUUCAGUUGGUUUUAACUGCUGUUUGCUUAUAAAUUGAGGACGUUUAGUUUAAGAACAUUUUUCUGAGCCAUAAAUUUAAUUUAUUAUAAGCACUUUGAAAUUUUUAAAUACGUAACAUAAGCCAUCAUGCUAUCCCAGAGUCGAUUGUUUCUUCUUUCAAGAAGUCUUCCUUUUUGUACUUCAUCAGUUUCGUCUAGAACUAUGUCGUGGUACAUUUUUAACAAACUCCGUGAUACUUCAACCAUAGCACCGAAGACGACACCAAAAUCACAAGAGCGAAAAGUUCGAAAACCCAAACUCUCUGCCAACUCUGCCAACAGACCCAAAUGGGACACAAAAAACUGGCUGAUCGAGUGCAAACGGCCACAGUUUAAUCUUCCAAAAGAUAUCCCAGGCACAGUUGGAGGAGGAACAGAGCUUGCUAGCCAUGCCUGGUUCAACAGACAUGCCAACGGCGAUUUCUUCACAAUUCAUCCAUCCGAAAAGCCUGUGGAAAUUCAGAAUACCGUCAGUGAAACUUUUGAUGACAUGAAAUAUUCCUCAGAUUUGAUAUCAGCAGUAAAAAACUUAAGCUUUCAUCACCCCACAUUGAUACAGUGGAAAAGUGCCAUACCUAUUUUGGAAGGAAAAAAUACCGUCAUUGCAGCAGAAACUGGUUGUGGAAAAACUCUAGCCUAUCUCUUACCCAUCAUGCAGCAAUUAAUCGAUUGGAAAACCUUUUACCCCGAAAAAUUGAAUACACCUUUAGUUCUUGUCCUGGCGCCAAACCGAGAGCUGGUGCACCAAAUUUAUGACGUUGCAUCUCAGCUUGCUAAGACUCUGCCUUUGACCCCGGUUAUGUUGACAGGUGGAAGAACAAAAAGGCUGAUCAUGAACCCAAAUUUUGAACCAAUGGAUAUUUUAAUUGCUACACCCUCUGUGGUCAGCAAAUUGGCAGCAACAAAAGUUCUAGAUCUCAGUAAUAUUCUCCAUGUAGUUUUGGACGAAGCUGACACUUUAAUGGACGACAGUUUCAACUGGUACAUAAAAAAGUUUUUGAGAAAAAUUAAUAUUCAUUUCCAAAGUCAACGGAGACAUGGUUCUGCGCCUGUGGGAGCUCAACUGACCAUGGUCAGCGCAACAAUGCCCCAAGACAUUGGACCUAUCUUAGCAGAUUUUCUUGAUGAGGAUUCGUUUGAAAUAGUGACUACUCCUGGACUGCACAAACUCAUGCCCCAAAUUAAACAAACUUUCUUACGAAUGGGAAAAAUCCACAAACCAGAAGAACUUUUGAAGAACGUUAAACAUUUGAAAGCUCAGAAGUCUCCUACCCUCAUUUUUAGCAAUAAAACUGCUACAAGUCGAUUUGUUACGCUAUUUCUAAAGGAGCAUAACAUAGAAGCACCUUGUUUUUGUGCUAAAAUGCCUGCUGAACUGAGAUAUGAAACCUUCAGCAUGUUUCAAAGCGGAGAGACACAGUUUUUGUCAGUUACAGACAUCGCAUCUAGAGGACUUGACACAUUAAAGGCUAAUGUAAUUUUGAACUACGACUUUCCUCUCUUCAUGGCCGACUAUCUUCAUCGAUGUGGCCGAGUUGGCAGGAUAGGUAGUCAAGGUAGUGCGAGGGUGAUAAACUUUGUGAAUGGGCCAGUUGAAAUUAAGCUUGUUCAAGCUAUUGAGAAAUCAAUAAGAUCACAGGAGCCAUUACCUGACGUGAAUGGAAACAUAAUAAGACUGCUUCAGGAAUAUUCAGAGUCACAGUCGGAAAGAGAGUUUAACAUGGAAAUCAAACAAUUGGCAUCUGUUUAGUGUAAAAAAUUUUAUAGUCAAUCCAUAAAAUAUACAGUAUGUUGCUCACACACUUAAAUUUGU
Messenger RNA from Neocloeon triangulifer, 1927 nucleotides. It is a transcript of the gene Dbp21E2, whose product is annotated as probable ATP-dependent RNA helicase DDX28. Gene Ontology annotation, molecular function: ATP binding; nucleic acid binding. The record is from RefSeq and is a predicted model, not a curated record. The coding region runs from base 203 to 1864 and encodes 553 amino acids. The transcript is spliced from 11 exons. NCBI's taxonomy places the organism in Eukaryota, Metazoa, Arthropoda, Insecta, Ephemeroptera, Baetidae.